AUGCCUCGAAUACGUGUCUUUGCCAAUGCAGCAAUUCUGAUAAUUCCCCUGGUUGCUCUGCUGUAUCUUCUUUUCCCUCUUCUUGGCGAUAUUGGGCAGCGUUUCGAUUUCUCUGGCGAGAAGCGAGUCGAAAGCUUCGAUUUUAAGCCGACCGACAUCGAGGAAACAUGCUCCCGUAGCAAUAUCCACUCGACAGACCCGGUUCCUAAUGUUGUCCACGUCAUAUGGCUCAACAAUACUGAGCUAGAUUUUAUCAACUAUUUGACCAUACGAUCAGCCUUGAUAUCUCUACAACCAGAUCGGGUCAAUCUCCAUUACACCGACCUCAAUGGUCAGAACGAGUGGUUUAUAAAGUUGCGUGACAAUGUGACUCUUGUGCAACACGACCUAGAAACAGAAUAUGGUCAGCAAAUCAAAGACAAAUGGCAGAUUUCUCAUGUCGCAGAUCUGCUCCGCCUAGAUGUUAUUGCUAAGGAAGGAGGGAUAUACCUUGACAUGGACGUUAUCGCUCUUCGAUCGUUCGAUCAUUUACUAGGCUGUGAAAAAGACCUCAUUCUUGGCCAUGAAGGCGGAGACAGGCAUGGGCUAUGCAACGCGAUCAUUGUGGGCCGCCCAGGCUCUUCCUUCAUCCAACGUUGGCGCAAGAGCUACGGCACGUUUGCCACCAACGAGUGGAACUACCACUCGGUCAUUCUACCCAAGGAGCUGUCUCUCAUGUACCGCGAUGAGAUUUGCACAAUUUCGCCUUCAGUCUUUUACUGGCCAACCUGGACAAGGAAGCACAUUCGAUACAUGCACGAGCCGAUUACGCAAAGCGAGGCGCAGGAGUUUCAGCACACAGUUAAUGAAAACGAAGGUGGAAUAUACCCCGAUCAGCUUGCAUAUCAUGCGUGGAGUCAAGUUGCAUCUACCUAUUUGAGAGAUCUGAAUCCUGGAAAGGUGCUUUCUCACAAUACUCGAUUUAAUGUAUUGGUUCGGCGAUUUCUCGAUUGA
Molecule: messenger RNA, 993 nt
Organism: Penicillium daleae
Lineage: Eukaryota; Fungi; Ascomycota; Eurotiomycetes; Eurotiales; Aspergillaceae
Product: putative glycosyl transferase
Exons: 1
Coding region: 1-993 (330 amino acids)
Source: RefSeq, a predicted model, not a curated record